AUGGGAGAGGAAAGGAGUGACCGGAGGUCAGGGGAUAGAGCUCUUCACUUUGUUAGCUCAUCAUCGAAGGGAUCGUUGGGUGGACAGAGGAGUGACCAGUUGCAACUGAGUGAUUUAUCAAAAUUGACCAAAUCGUUAAUCGCAGUGACAGAUUUGGAAGAAGUGAAGCAAAGAGUUCGUCAGCUAUGGAAAGAUGGAAAGUUGGAAAAAUCACAAGCUGCGAAGCUAAUAAGAAGGUGGAGAAGUUGGCAAUGGCAAAAUAAACAGAAACAGAAAAGGGAAACACUGAUCAACAGUUUAUCAGAAAGGCUGGAUUCUACAGAAGAACAAUCAUUAGAUGAUGUUAAGCAGUUGAUAAACGAAUAUGUGAUAAUUGGUAAAAUUACUUAUAAAGAUGGAGCUUUUCUCAUUAAAAAAUGGAGAAAACGUGAAAGUCGUCGAAUAAAACGACAAUUGGAAAGGGGAAAUACGUCAUGCUGUUUUUUUUGUCGGCAGACGGGUCACAAGUUUUCGGAGUGUCCCGAAAAGGAUGGUGAAAUAAUGGGAUCCGGCAUCUGUUUCAAAUGUGGUUCUACAGAGCAUACAUCGUCGCAUUGCCAACGCAAGAACAUUCGUGGUUUUCCAUAUGCGAUGUGUUUUGUAUGUAGGCAGCAAGGACAUCUUUCGAGGGACUGUGACAAAAAUGCAAAUGGAAUAUACCCAGAUGGAGGCUCAUGUAAUUUAUGUGGAUCUCAAAAGCAUUUGAAAAAAAAUUGCUCGCUCAGGAAAGACACUGAUGAUAAUAAUCAAAGAGAGUCGAUAGCUGUUGCUAGAAGUAACGUCACUAGUGGUGAUGAUGAUUUUCUCUACAUUGAAAGCAACACUGUGAGCAACGAGGCAAAGAGGAAGAAAUUAGAAAGAAAAGUCGUUCACAUAUAA
Molecule: messenger RNA, 918 nt
Organism: Cercopithifilaria johnstoni
Lineage: Eukaryota; Metazoa; Nematoda; Chromadorea; Rhabditida; Onchocercidae
Source: the annotation of a GenBank genome assembly